Messenger RNA from Lolium perenne, 1364 nucleotides. Its product is annotated as peroxidase 40-like. Lineage: Eukaryota; Viridiplantae; Streptophyta; Magnoliopsida; Poales; Poaceae. Gene Ontology annotation, biological process: response to oxidative stress; hydrogen peroxide catabolic process. Gene Ontology annotation, molecular function: peroxidase activity; heme binding. The record is from RefSeq and is a predicted model, not a curated record.
CGAUCCACUGAGACACCCUGCGAUCCUUCUGCACUUCCUGCUUGCUGCCAUGGAGCUCGCUCCCGUGGCCCUGACACUCCUGCUUGCAGCACUUGCCGCCGCCGCUGACACCACGCCCGUCAACAAGUCCUGCGUCACCGGCAGCGCCGGCGCCUCCGUGAGCAUCGGGUACGGCGGGGCCAGCGCCAGCGCCGGCGUGUCCCUCGGCGCCGACGCGUACCGGUCUGACUGCCCCCUCGCCGAGGAGAUCGUCCGCGCGGCCGUCGACGAGGCCAUCGCCGCCGACCCACGCAUGGCUGCGUCCCUCCUCCGCCUCCACUUCCACGACUGCUUCGUCAAUGGUUGCGACGGCUCCGUGCUCCUGGACGACACGCACUUGUUCGUCGGAGAGAAGACAGCGGUGCCGAACGCCAACUCGCUGAGGGGGUUCGAGGUGGUCGACGCCAUCAAGGCCCAGCUCGAGCUGGCGUGCCCGGAGACCGUCUCCUGCGCCGACGUCCUCGCCAUCGCCGCGCGCGACUCCGUCGUAGCUUCUGGUGGGCCGAGCUGGCAGGUGGAGGUCGGCCGGAAGGACAGCCGCACGGCGAGCCUCCAGGCCGCUAACACCAACCUCCCCGCGCCGACUUCCGGCGUCGCCACUCUCGUGCAGAAGUUCACCAACGUCGGCCUCUCCGCCAAGGACAUGGUCGCCCUCUCCGGCGCGCACACCAUCGGGAAAGCUCGGUGCACGACGUUCAGCGCGCGCAUCGCCGGGGUCGGCGUCUCGGCCGGCUCCGCCAACAAGGACAUGGGGUUCCUGCAGUCUCUGCAGCAGCUCUGCGCGGGGUCGGCGAGCUCGUCGGCGCUCGCGCACCUGGACCUCUCCACGCCAGCCACCUUCGACAACCAGUACUACAUCAACCUGCUCUCCGGCGACGGCCUGCUGCCGUCCGACCAGGCGCUGGCCUCGCCCGCUGGCGCCGAGGACGUCGCGGCGCUCGUUGCCGACUACGCGUUCGACGCGUCGCUCUUCUUCGACGACUUCGCGGCCUCCAUGCUGAGGAUGGGGAGGCUGGCGCCGGGCGGAGGCCGCGCCUCCACCGAGGUCCGCCGCAACUGCCGUGUCGUCAACUAGCUUGCUAGCUAGCUAGGGUCAACUAGUAAUAAUUAAGCAGAGAACAUAUCUGAUCUAGGGUCUGUUGGUUCUCUCCGUAUUGGCUACCUUUCAGUUAGUUAAUUUGGUGUUUUCGAUCGUGUCCUGAUUUAAGCUGGUGGAUUCUAACUAGAUGUAUGAUCCAUGUAUGUGGCAAGUUUUAUGUCUUGUUUUACCAUUUGCCCAAGGACAAAAUGUUACUCGAAAUCCAUAGAUCUUUAAAGAACAAACU